AUGCCUUUAACGACACCAGUUCUGACGGUGGACGCGGACAAUAUCCAUAAGGUGGAUACCGCGAACGCUCAAAGUCUUCAUGGGAUGUGGAUGGUCUUUUCAAAAUGUGCCGACUACAUGGACCAGGGCCGUCGACUUGAAAAUCUCAGUUGGCGGUUGUGGACGCGCGAAACCUUCUGUGUCGAACCGGAAAAGUCUAACAGCACUUCUGCCCUCCCAUUGCUACGAUCCGAAGCUGCGGAUUUGCCCGAACUCUCCGCCAGUGUCGAGUCGGCCGCGUCUGAUCAGGCCGAGCGAAUCGAAGCUCACAUCAAGCGUCCCAAGUUCAACGACUACCGACCGGCUGUCGUUCGAGAGGACUCACUAGCAAGCCUAGGCCGUGGAAAGGAGAAGCACAUCACAUCGUUGGAUUUGGAGCGGAUGGUCCUCAACAUCAAGGAAAAGAAGCAACUGCAGCCUAUGCCUUCUCACGUCGAGCCUGCUGCCCCCGUUGUCGACAUCACUCCUCGCCCAUCCACCCCUACUCCUCCUUCCGUCUCUACCGCUCGUCAAGUUCCGAAGUUUUCCGUCCGACCGACCCCAUACCCCCAUGAGUCGACUGAGUCUUGCUCGACGACUGCCCCCGAGGGCAACGAUAGCGACACUGCACAGGUCAACGCGUCCGAUACCAGUGUCUCAUCUUCUGGCAUUCUUUCUAGCCGGCCGCAAUUGGUCAAAUCUACUAGCAUUGUUCGUGGAUUCUCACCAUCACACAUCUCAUCUUCAUUUAGAUCGCAACCAAGAUUGUCUAUCGACCCUAGUCCUUCCCGUGCCGCUACACAAUUGAAGCCGUCGGCAUUGAGGAAGAAGGGAGGCAUGUUUACACUGGGCGGCUCCUCUGGGGAUGACGAUGAAAGCUCAUUUGAGGAGCGCAUGGUUCCUGCUCAGGAGAACGCGAACGGUGGAGGGUUGAACCCGAAAACCAGCAACCCAGAAUCUACGAAAAAGACUGCCUCUUUCAGCAAUCAGGUCUCGUCCCACAUCAUUCCUAACUUGAAGGACAUCAGUCGAUCCGACGAAGACGCCAUUGAGACCGAUGAUGAAGUCUCAGAGAGUGCGAUUGAAGAUGAUGAAGAUUCUGAUUGGGAAGAUUCAAUCACUGAAGGUGGCGGGUCUAGCGUUGACGAUCAAGGAGGGAUGUUCCAACGGGUUGAUUCCCGGCCCAACCUGGUCUCGCGCCGCUCGAUGCUUACUAUGAUGAUGCAUCAACCGGCCCGCAUGCAAGGAAACGCGUUCCGGUCCAGCCCCGCACUUCAACGCUCGCGGUUGACCUCACCCAGUGGUCCAUCUAUUCCUCAGUCACCUCCUGACAGGGAAGAGGAAAGCUUAGUCAUGCGUGGUCCUGAUGUUCCCCGAUCGAAGCCUAUUGUCAUGAACACCAACGCCUCGCAGUCUAUGGCACACUCUCCGCGAACCACCCGUCGUAACAUGCUUGCUACUGAAUUGACAGAGUCUCUCCGCCGACAUCUUCUCUGGGAACGCCAGCAGAAGAGCGCGACUGCGAACGCUUUCCUCAAGCGUCGCCACACCGCCCACGACAUGAAGAACCUCCAGGAUUACCCUGGUCCCAAGGGUCCACACAAGGGAGUUGGUCCGAACCAGGCUAGUGCUGAUGCAGACCCUAAUUCUGCCAACUUUGACCUGGGCAAGAAUGGCUCCUGGACCAACUACACCACUGACUACGGCCCCUGGGAGUACCACGUGAAGGGAUGGUAG
This is a messenger RNA of Penicillium roqueforti, 1755 nucleotides long. RefSeq lists its product as uncharacterized. The transcript has 2 exons. NCBI's taxonomy places the organism in Eukaryota, Fungi, Ascomycota, Eurotiomycetes, Eurotiales, Aspergillaceae. The record is from RefSeq and is a predicted model, not a curated record. Bases 1 to 1755 code for a protein of 584 amino acids. Gene Ontology annotation, biological process: negative regulation of transcription by RNA polymerase II; mitochondria-nucleus signaling pathway; regulation of nitrogen utilization. Gene Ontology annotation, cellular component: cytoplasm.